AUGGAAGCCUCAAAGAUAUUACUAUUCUCCCCAUUAUCAACCUCAAAGUUACACACAAACCAUUCAAAUUUCUCGAGUAGAAAUCCAAAAUCUCAUCAUGCGAGACUGAAACUCAAGAUCACAAGCAUGGCAAAAGAAGGAAGUGACACAAACAUAGGCAUAACAGAGAAAGCAGCAAUAGCAGGUGGUUUAAUCUCAUCUCCAGUCAUAGGUUGGUCUCUCUACACACUGAAAACAACUGGUUGUGGUCUUCCACCAGGACCAGGUGGAUCAAUUGGUGCAUUAGAAGGAAUAAGUUACCUCGUAGUAGUGGGAAUUGUUGGUUGGUCUUUAUACACCAAAUCAAAAACUGGUUCUGGUCUACCUAAUGGUCCUUUUGGGUUACUUGGUGCUGUUGAAGGGUUGUCGUAUUUGGCAUUGGUUGCAAUUGUUGUUGUUUUUGGUUUGCAGUAUUUUGAACAAGGUUACAUCCCUGGUCCUCUCCCUGCUGAUCAGUGCUUUGGCUAG
Lathyrus sativus (Indian pea) is the source of this 507-nucleotide messenger RNA. Lineage: Eukaryota; Viridiplantae; Streptophyta; Magnoliopsida; Fabales; Fabaceae. The record is from the annotation of a GenBank genome assembly.